Radiomyces spectabilis is the source of this 2253-nucleotide messenger RNA. RefSeq lists its product as uncharacterized. Gene Ontology annotation, biological process: nuclear-transcribed mRNA poly(A) tail shortening; mRNA processing. Lineage: Eukaryota; Fungi; Mucoromycota; Mucoromycetes; Mucorales; Radiomycetaceae. The record is from RefSeq and is a predicted model, not a curated record. Gene Ontology annotation, cellular component: PAN complex; P-body. The transcript has 17 exons. Bases 161 to 2176 code for a protein of 671 amino acids. Gene Ontology annotation, molecular function: poly(A) binding; metal ion binding.
CUUCAUCAUUUGAAUUCUUUUCAUUUUUGGUUGUGUGGCCUUGUAUUUAGUGUCUUGAACAACUUGUUUUUGACAUUUUUUUUUCAUUUUGCAAUUUUGGGAACUUUUAUUCUUUACGGUCCCACUGGUCAGCAAUAAUCUUGUUUAGCAUUGAAACUUAAUGCAGAAAUCUUCGUCCAUCGGUUCACAAAUCGUGCUUCCUUCCCAGUCGCUGUCUGCGAUUCCAAUCGUAGCCCCCGGCGAAACCCAAGGACCAGGAAGUAACGGUUCAAAAACGCCCAAUAAAGCAGCAACAAAAGCUGCUAUCCCAACCACUAAACGACUGUGUCGCAACGUCAUUAUUCAUGGUUUUUGCAAAUUCGAAGGAAAAGGAUGCGAAUUCAAUCACGAUGGGCAAAUGAAGCCUUCACCACAAGCCAGUCCUGAAAACAAAAACCGAAUUCGCGUGCAAUCACCUGCGUUACGAAAUUCUGCCAAUGUUGUAUCCUCGGUAUCGGCAGACAGCGUGAACGCUCCCGUUUUCAUCCCCAAAUCAGCCACGGAGGGAUCAUCGGGCGCUGGAACGCCGGCUACUACUCACAGUGUGCCAGAGGCAGCAGAGUCGCAGGAAGAAGAGGAAGUGAAUGAAGCAUUUGAGUAUCCCCCAGAGACUACGCCCAACAUGCAGGCAUUGACCCAAGGAUUUUCGCAAUUCAACUUGGCAAACAACCAGAGCAUGCAUGGACCUUCACCCUCUUUCCAACCUCAGUCACCCUCGGAAAUGAUGGCCAGUAUGGGCAUGAUGCCUCAUGGUGGGAUGGAUCCUUAUUACUAUAUGAACACGUCUCUUUUUCCACGUCAGCCACUUCAGUAUCAUCUGUAUACUUCUUCGCUACCUCAUGUAGCUAAUCUUCAUCCACAUCAAAGAGCGAUUCAAUCCUUCUUUAUCCCGGAUAAUUUGCGAGAACAACUUACGAAACGAAAUGAAGCCACGCUCAUGACAGCUUCAGCUCGUGAGCUUGGGCUGCCACAAGAAGUACAUGUGUAUCACUCGUUGUGUCCUCUUGAAGAUAAACCUGGCAAGUACUUUGGUCAUCCAUCAUGGGCUUACAAAGCGAUAUGCGGAGUCGACGGCCGAACAUACAUGUUGUUACGGAUCGAAGGUUUCCGAUUGGUCAACGAACAAGCGAUGACGGUCGUGGAAAGCUGGCGUAGGAUUCGGCAUUGUAACGUCGUAUCUAUUCGCGAAGCAUUUACUACUCGCGCUUUUGGUGAUUCAUCUCUUAUGUUUGCUUUUGAUUACUAUCCCUGUUCGGGGACGAUGUACGAUGCUCAUUUUACACCACAAGGCCAGGCAUUGCUUGCUCAAGGUCAGCCUUUGGGCAGUGCUGGCUCGCUCGUGCCUGAGACGACUUUGUGGAGUUACAUUACACAAAUUGCUUCAGCGCUAAAAGCCAUCCACGGCUCCGGAUUGGCCGCACGAAAUAUUGACAGUACAAAGAUCUUGAUUACCAGUAAAAAUAGGUUGCGCAUCAACUGCCCUAGUGUGUUGGAUGUGUUGCAAUUCGAUGGUGGCCAAAGUUUGGCCCGGCAUCAGCAAGAAGAUUUGCUCUCGUUUGGCAAACUUAUUGUCGCGUUGGCAUGCAAUUCACUCCAAUCGUUCCAUAACUUGCCUAAAUCCAUUGAAUACAUUUCGCGGUUUUAUUCACCCGAUAUGAAAAAUGUCAUCCUUUAUCUCCUUAGUAAACCGCUACCGACCAAGACGAUAGAUGAAGUUGUUACCAUGAUCGGUCCUCGCAUCCUGCAUGAAAUCAAUAGCAGCCUUUAUUACAACGACUAUCUUGAAAACGAAUUGAGUCGUGAACUAGAGAACGGACGGCUGGUUCGUCUCAUGGCCAAGAUGGGAUUUAUCAAUGAACGACCAGAGUUCGAUCAUGAUUCGCGAUGGUCGGAAACCGGCGAUCGCUACAUCAUCAAAUUAUUUAGAGAUUAUGUUUUCCAUCAAGUGGAUGAAAAUGGCAUCCCUGUUGUAGAUAUCGUACAUGUGCUCUCAUGUCUGAAUAAGCUGGACGCAGGCGUCGAUGAAAAAAUUAUGCUCAUGUCCAGAGAUGAGCAAUCUUGUCUAGUUGUUAGCUAUAAGGAAAUCAAGAACUGUAUAGCAGCAGCUUUCAAUGAUCUCUCAUCGGGCCGUAGAUGAAAAAGAGAAAAUCAGAAAAAGAGAAAAAACAAUUCAAUAAAGGCAAAAAAAUUGACAUAAUCAGCUAAAAGGAAAAA